AUGCAAGCUGUGAAGCAGCAAACUGCCGCCUCCUCAACCACCUCCCAAGAAGCCAACAGCACGAACAACCGUGCAAUCAUUGGCGCCAUGGCGUCAAGACAGGAGAUCGACGAGGACGACGACAAGACAGUCACACCAGUUGGCCGAUCUCAUCAAGACCUGCCCUCGCAGGCAUCCGCCUCGCCUCCUGCCACCGCAGACGACGAGAACAUCGUGACUAGCAGUUUCCGAUCCCUGCUCAACCUGCCGCCGCCAGACCUCAGCCAACACCCGGCAUUCCAGCCUGACCCACUGAACUCGACGAGCGACGCACCUCUGAUGGUCACUACGUCGACAGUGGCCGAGAUUCAAGCCUGGGCGCAGGAGAGACGACGACGACUCGAAGCAGAGCGCGGCGAUGGAGUCAAGAAUGCAGGUGCGAGCACAGCAAACAACGGCCAGGCUUCUCCCGCAGCAGGUGCGAUGACACCUCGUCGUGGCGUCCGUUUCGCGUCAGCACAGCAUCCCUCUCGUGGAGAGGCGCAGCCAAGCCCUGAACCUCGAGCGUCAGGAGGAUUCUCUCUGCGAAGCAAGUUCUCUCGUCUCCGUCUUGACUCUGACAAUGCCCGGACUUCCAGCAGUGAUGACGCUGCCGAAGAUGCACCAAUGACUUCGCCGACUGCACAGCCCAAGACUCCAGUCGACGGCAACAAGCAAGACACUCUGCCAGCUUCACAUGGAAACGAGCAGAAGAGAACCGGUCUACGAAAGGUCACUGGUAUAUUCAAGUCCAAAACCGACAAGGCGCAGCCUGAUCCGACGUCCCCGCUCCCAGACCGUCGAGAUUAUACUCGACCAAGAGAGGAUUUGGAACGAUAUCUGCGCGUCACCACCAAUUGUCGCUCCUACGAUUACGAUCCCGGACAGCCCUACCCUCGCCAUCCGAAUACUGGACGAGCCUGGCACUCUCGCAACCUGAAAUGCACCAAUUGUGCUGAUUCCCUCUGCGGUGUCUGCGGACGCACCUGCUGCGCUUACAAAGCUGCCUCGGAAGCUCUCGAGAAUCACAAGAACAAUCCGCUGUCUCUUAGGGCUGCGCGAGAUUGCCUCGCCAACAUUUCCAACCUUUUCCCAUUCGGACGCGAGGUUCCAACUUUCCUUCAAUGCACUCAUGGCGGUGGCUGCGGCAAGAUGGUCUGUCCGGACUGCUGCGGGAUGUGUCCGAAUCCGAUCUGUGCCGACAUUCAGUGCCGAAAGUGCAAGAAAGAUCCAUGGUCUGAGUGUGAUUGGCAUGAGCAGAUGGAGACACAUGCUUUGUAA
Messenger RNA from Capronia coronata CBS 617.96, 1299 nucleotides. RefSeq lists its product as uncharacterized. Lineage: Eukaryota; Fungi; Ascomycota; Eurotiomycetes; Chaetothyriales; Herpotrichiellaceae. Bases 1 to 1299 code for a protein of 432 amino acids. The transcript has 2 exons. The record is from RefSeq and is a predicted model, not a curated record.